Bipolaris oryzae ATCC 44560 is the source of this 1554-nucleotide messenger RNA. RefSeq lists its product as uncharacterized. The coding region runs from base 1 to 1554 and encodes 517 amino acids. The transcript is spliced from 3 exons. Lineage: Eukaryota; Fungi; Ascomycota; Dothideomycetes; Pleosporales; Pleosporaceae. Gene Ontology annotation, molecular function: iron ion binding; heme binding; oxidoreductase activity, acting on paired donors, with incorporation or reduction of molecular oxygen. The record is from RefSeq and is a predicted model, not a curated record.
AUGACAAUCCCUAUCUACGUAGCCGGCGUUGCAGUGCUGGGAUACUUCUUGUAUAGAUUAUUCUAUGGAACCGACAAACCACACAUCAAAGGCCUGCCUGAAGUUCCUGGACUUCCCUUGCUUGGAAGCUUGUACGAACUUGGCACGAACCAUCCAAAGGUAGCACAGCAAUGGGCGAAGAAGUAUGGCCCUGUCUUCCAGGUGAGAAUGGGAAACAAGAGAAUCGUAUUUGCAAACUCGUUCGACUCCAUUCGUCACCUCUGGAUCGUAAACCAAGCAGCCAUGAUUUCACGGCCUAUGCUCCAUACCUUCCAUAAAGUUGUCUCCUCCUCACAAGGUUUCACGAUUGGAACCUCCCCGUGGGACGAUUCCUGCAAAGCUCGCCGUAAGGCAGCUGCGACAGCCCUGAAUCGACCUGCUGUACAGUCAUACAUGCCCCUCAUCGACCUCGAAUCGACCGUCUCUAUCAAGGAACUUCUCCAGGACAGCAAAGGGGGAGAAAUCGAUCUCGAUCCCCGAGCAUAUUGGCAACGAUACGCUUUGAACACGUCUUUGACACUGAACUAUGGAUACCGUAUUGAUGGCAACAAGAACGCGCCACUACUUAAGGAGAUUGUCGAUGUCGAGAGGGGCAUAGGAUCACUCAGAUCGACAAGCAACAACUGGCAAGACUACAUUCCGUUGCUACGGCUGAUUCCAAGUAAAAACAACGAGGCUGAACACUUCCGAAAGAGGCGAGACGUAUACAUGGACAAGCUGCUCAGCAUAUUGGAAGAGAAGAUCAAGAACGGCACAGACAAGCCAUGUAUUACCGGCAACAUCCUUAAGGAUCCUGAGGCAAAGCUAAACAGAGCUGAAAUCACCUCUAUCGGCCUCUCCAUGGUCUCCGCAGGCCUCGACACCGUCCCCGGCAACCUGAUCAUGGGCAUCGCCUACCUAGCGACCCCCAAAGGUCAAACGAUCCAACAACGCGCAUACGAGGAAAUCAUGAAAGUGUACCCCAACAACGACGCCUGGGAGCGCUGCCUGGACGAAGAACGCGUGCCCUACAUCACGGCCUUGUACAAAGAAAUCCUGCGCUACUGGAUCGUCAUCCCCAUCUCCCUGCCCCGCGUUUCAAUCAAAGACAUUGAAUGGAACGGCACCGUCAUUCCGGCGGGAACCACCUUUUACAUGAACGCCUACGCCGGCAACUACGACCCAUCUCACUUCACCAACCCGGAGACUUUCGAUCCAGAGCGCUACCUCAACGUCCCCGAUGGCGCAGGAACACCGCACUACGGGUACGGCGCUGGCUCGCGCAUGUGCGUGGGCUCUCACUUGGCGAACCGUGAGCUGUUUACUGCGUUUGUCCGACUGAUUUCUGCGUUUGAAUUUACGCCGCCGGUUGAUCCGAGGGAUGAGCCUGUUCUGGAUUGUCUGGAGGCGAAUGCUCUGCCGACGAGUUUGACAAUGGAGCCAAAAUAUUUCAAGGUGGGGUUCAAGCCGAGGAAUAGGGAAUUGCUGGAUAAGUGGAUUAGGGAGAGUGAGGAGAGGACGAAGGAUUUGAAGUAA